This is a messenger RNA of Annulohypoxylon maeteangense, 981 nucleotides long. Its product is annotated as VAMP-associated protein. Gene Ontology annotation, biological process: endoplasmic reticulum membrane organization. The record is from RefSeq and is a predicted model, not a curated record. The coding region runs from base 115 to 942 and encodes 275 amino acids. NCBI's taxonomy places the organism in Eukaryota, Fungi, Ascomycota, Sordariomycetes, Xylariales, Hypoxylaceae. Gene Ontology annotation, cellular component: endoplasmic reticulum membrane; plasma membrane. The transcript is spliced from 7 exons. Gene Ontology annotation, molecular function: FFAT motif binding.
CAAACUACCUCGGCGCCUUCGCAACUGCUCUAUACGCAGUUUCUCACCACACGAAACCGACUUUCCGACUUCAUUUUAUUUUAAGCGUACAUACAUCGCAUUUCUACCGUCGUCAUGUCUGUCGAUAUUGAUCCUCAGGAACUCGGUUUCCACCGACCUUUCGCGGCGGAGAUCACGGAAACUCUACGCAUCAAGAACCCGAAUACCCACCCUGUUGCCUUCAAGGUCAAAACCACCGCACCCAAGCAGUACUGCGUCCGACCUAACUCUGGUCGAGUUGAGCCUGGAAAAGAGGUCGAGGUUUCGGUCAUCCUUCAAGCCAUGAAACAGGAGCCUCCCGUGGAUGCCAAGUGUCGGGAUAAGUUCUUAGUUCAGUCUGUCCCAAUUACAGGCGACAAGGAAUUCUCGAAUCUCGCGUCUAUCUGGGAGGGUAUUGAGAAGUCCUCGAUACAAGAGAAGAAGAUUCGCGUGGUCUUCUUAUCUCCUAAGGGUACUCCUGGAGCCUCUCACCUUGAGACGCCCAGCAAAUCUUCAGCAGCCAAUGGCGCCCAGUCGACACCUGACGUCGCUCCUCCCGCCUAUUCCUCGCCUGGCGAAUACUCAGGCAGCCACGCAGAUCAGAAGUCGGUAGAAGAGAAGGACACCAAGCGUGAAGAGGUCCCGACCCUCGCAGCCGCAGCAACCGUAUCCGCCGCCAAGAAGAGUGAUCCCAGCUCCGAAGAACUGAAACAACAACUCAUUCAGGCCGAGAAGUUGAUUGCGCAACUGAAGCAAGACAAGGAGGGUCUACGACAGCGAAAGGUGACAAGUGCUGAUGGUGGUUCCGGUCCUAAGCCUGCGGAAUUAGCCCAGCAGGAUCGAUCCGGCUCUGAGGGCGUGUCGGUCCAAAUUACGGCGCUUCUAUGCUUCCUAAGCUUCAUGCUUGCCUACCUCUUCUUUUAGGUGGCACUGGAGAUUGGAAAGUUCUUGGAGAUUUGACUA